Molecule: messenger RNA, 984 nt
Organism: Leptomonas pyrrhocoris
Lineage: Eukaryota; Euglenozoa; Kinetoplastea; Trypanosomatida; Trypanosomatidae
Exons: 1
Coding region: 1-984 (327 amino acids)
Source: RefSeq, a predicted model, not a curated record
AUGGCUGGCGCCGCCUCGCCGCCUUCCUCGGGUCCUUCUUCUCUUCCCCUCUCACCAAAGGUCAUUCCGUUCUCCUACGACGAGUAUGUAAAGUGGUUAUACACCGCACCAGCGAGGAGCGGGAUCGGCGGUGCCACAGGCAAAGAUGUCGGUCUGCAACGUCACAUGGAAGGCGCACCACCGUCCGAUAGCGCAGCAGGAGCCGCCACACCGUCCGCGCCACCCUCCCCCCUUUGUGAGAUCCCGCAGCACCCCACUCCCCACGUGGACACCGCUGCCUCCUCGGCGCUUCCUGGCGAUGAAAUCGGGUACGAGCGCAAUUUUGCUGUCGCGACGAAUUGGGAGGCGGUGGUGGCGGCCCCUCCACUGGUGCCGUUCACCCCUCUCCUUCCCUCUGUCUGGGCAAGUCGUUCACCCGACCAGCAGGGCGGCCGUGUUUCAAGCGCCACGUCCCUACUUCACCCAGGACGCCAGUCGUUGUCUGUGAAGACGGCAAAACAAGGCGGUGAAGCGGAUGGAGUAGGUCCCGCCACCCCGAUGAAGAGUGGGUCGGAAGGACUGACGCAGAGUCCAGUGUUGCAAGAAGCCUUGCGUUCGACAAGCAUUCUGCCAGCUGGCACAAGUGUGCCCGCUGCGAUAUCGAUGGACGCGUCGCAGGCAAUUUUUUUGUCUUCCCCUUUGCAUCCAGCGGUGGAGAGCGGACAGGUCCACACUGUUCGCAACGCUGCGUCCCCUGCACUUUCUCCGCAGUGGGGCGAGGACGCAAAGGACGAAGGACUGCGGGCUUUUGUGAAGCACUUUCAACACGGGAAGGUGCACACGCGCCCGCCGUGGUUUCUAUGUUCCACGCUGCUGACCAACUGCGAGCACCCCUACUACGUCAAUUGGUUAGAUGAACUGCAGCUCGGGAGUGUGGAGGAGGAGCUUGCGUGGGCGAGGGCGACGCAGGGCAGCGUGCUGGGCGACCCAUCGCAGUUCCAGUAG